Molecule: messenger RNA, 2364 nt
Organism: Caenorhabditis bovis
Lineage: Eukaryota; Metazoa; Nematoda; Chromadorea; Rhabditida; Rhabditidae
Source: the annotation of a GenBank genome assembly
AUGAUGGAAAAUGGUGCAUCGACAUCAACGGCGGCAGCAACCACAACAACACCAACAGCAUGUACAUUUAAACCAGGCGAUUUGAUUUGGGCAAAAAUGAAAGGGUUUCCGCCGUGGCCGGCAAAGGUACUCGAGCAAACUGACGAAACACCGGCUCGCCGAAUUCCUGUCAUGUUUUUCGGCACCCUUGAGAAGUCGUUCAUGAAGCCGACGGACCUCAGCGAUUAUUUGACGAAUCGUACACUUCACGAGAUUCCAAGAAAACAGAAAGACUUCAACAAAGCCGUACAGGAGAUUCGCGUUGCCGCCGGUCUCGCCACCGAGCAGGACGACGUCUCGUUUCCGGUCUCUCAUAAAAGUCCGCCGUCGUCGCCGAGAAAUGGGCGCACCAGGCAAACCAGCGGCCGAUUUUUGGACGUUUUGCUAUCCGGCGGUCUUGACGGACGCAGAAAGCGUUCGAACAGCGCUUCAACCAAAUCGCGAUCGAGAGCCAGCAGUAAUGCAUCAGCUUUUAAAAUUGUCAAGGAUUUGAUGAAGAAGGAAAGAAGACGAUUGGAUAGUGAGAGUUCGCAUGGAUCAAAAAGGAAAAUGAUUAGCGGUGGUCUGAAUGCUGAUCAUUGCGAGCAGUAUGCGGACAGCACUGACUUCAAUGCGUUGUUUGGCGACGCGUUCCUCGGCGAUCUCGCCAGUCUGCCGGACGACAACAAAUCGUGGAAGUCGAAACGUUCGCGCGGCUCGUCGAAACUCUUCGAUGAUUUGAUUUUCGGUGCGCGCACCCGAAAUCGAAGUGGAAGUGCCAGCGGAAGACGAAGUCGAAUGAUCUCGAUGUCUGGAUUCUCUGGUGUUUCGGAUAUGUUCGAUGAGCUUCUAAAUGGUCCACUUGAUCUUGACGCUCAAGCUGAACAAUUUAUGAUAACCUUGAAUAAUAUGCCGUCCGAUGGAAGCCUUGACCGCCCACUUUCGCCAGAAACCUCGCGACCUCAAAUGCCGGCGCCUGUUGAAUUUUGCCCAACUUGCGGCUAUGAAUAUCGAUUAAUUAACGGCGUUCUAAAAUGUAAUAGCACUGUAUGUACAAAAAUGAAAGAAUCGUCAUCGUCGGCUGUCGACGGGCUUCUCGACGAUGAAUCGCGAAAUAAGCUCGACAUUCCGUUGGCGGUUAAUAUAAAAACGGAAUCGGUUAGUAGUGGAGAGAAAUUUAUAAAUAGCAUGCUAAUGGCUCAACCAACACAUAAAAAGUCGGGAUUGGCGAAUGUGAAGCAGGAAGCGGCGUCGCCGAAGCCGAAGAUUCGAAUCAAAGAGGAUUCGGCGUCGGAAGCGGCCGAGACGAGAAAAGAGCGAAAACGGAAAAAAGUUCAGGUAAUGAGCCCAACAUCACCAUCGACAAUUCAAAUCAAUUCGGCCAACGACGAAUCGGCGCCGCCAAUCGUCGGCGGCCGCUCGAGCCCGUCGCUUCGUCGCGAUCGCGCUCGACCCAAACAUUAUGGUUACAGCAAAGUUGAGAAGACGCCGCCGAUUUCGGCGUCCGGACAUCGGCAUUGCGUUUUUUGUAACGGACAGGUUCGCCCGCAAAUGUGCGGCGGCAAUCGGCAUCGAUGGCGUUGCGUUUACAAGAAGUGUCGAAAAUGGUACGGAUGGGUGCGGUCGCACGAGGAGAUCCCGAAAAAUGUGGGCAGAAAGAAAAUUAAUAGCCUGAAAUCAUCGGCGAAACCGAGCAAAUCGAAGAAGAAAGAGGAUGACGUCGAUGAGACAUCGUAUCCGGCGUUGUUGAAGCGAAAAGUUGGAAGGCCGUCCAAAAAUGACAUCAAAAUUCGGCUGAAAAUGCAGAAAGAGGCGGCCGCAAUGGCUGCUCGCGCGCCGCCAAGUCCGAUGCAUGCGGAGGCGUCGACGGCGUCGAAUCCGAGCGGUGUGCCGCAUCGGAAGUACACGAAGCGGAAGAACAAGGAAGGCAACGCCAAACGCGACGAUUUUUCGCCGAUUGACGACGAAUCGAAAAAACGAGCGGUCUCGCCGCUUAGCGAAAAGGAGAUGCACUAUCGGCCGUGCGCGAUGGAGAAACGCGCGCGAUGGUGGACCGGCGAGAAGCGAAGGGUUGAUGUUUCGCCGGAAAGGGAUUUUGGAACGACUGCUGCGGACACGGCCGCUGCUUUCCGAAUGAUGGCGCACGCGGUCCGAUCGGCGGCGGUGACUCGCGCCGAUGAGCUCGGAACUGUGAAUGGUUCGCUGGACCUUCUCAUGGACACCCUUAUGGGAUCGAUGGGACCACUUUUGUCACUUCUGGAAAAGGUGCCAGCGUUCAAAACCGAUUCUCGACUACCCCAACAAUUAUGGAACGCCUCGGCAAUCCAUAUACCAACGUUCCAAUAA